AUGUCCUUCUUCUCUAGGAAGAAGCAUGCACCACAACCCGCAACCGUCCCUGCGAUCGUCCAGUCCCCCAGCGCCGCCCUCGCACAAAUAGGUGCGUCACAGCAGCCUCAACCGGCCCAGCCUCAAAAGCAGCUGUCCAAGGAGAGCAGUUAUGAGAGUGCUCUCAACGGGCGCGGGAGCCCUGCCAUGGGCAUGAAUGGCCUGCCACCUCAAGUCCAGCAGCGGCCCAACAGGAACGGAAAUGUCGGUGCGGAGGUCAACGGGUCGCCUUCGCUAGCUGGUACCCAGCCCCAGCCAAGUUCUUCACAGCUCGUCCAGCAACAGCCGCUACCUCCACAGCAGCAGCAGCAGCAGCAGCAACAACAACAGCAACAGCAGCAGCGCUCGGCGUACCCCUGGUCGCAACGCCGUCUCGUCCUCCCGCCCCCGGUGACGAUUCCCAAGCCCGGCGUGGCGCCUCCAACGAAUCCCUCGCCAUCGCCAUUCCCUCGCUAUGGUCAUGCUCUACCCGCUACGGCGACGGCAACGGGGGAGCUCUUCCUCUUUGGCGGUCUUGUGCGCGAGGCCGUCCGAAAUGAUUUGUAUCUCUUGUCGACGCGAGAUCUGUCCGCCACGCUGUUGCAGACUGCCGGGGAGGUCCCAUCACCGCGGGUGGGCCAUGCGAGCGCCCUCGUUGGGAGCGUGCUUAUUGUGUGGGGUGGAGACACGAAGACUAACAACAAGGCGAAGCCGGGAGAUAAGCAGGAUGACGGGUUGUACCUCCUUAAUCUUGUCUCUCGCGAGUGGACCCGUGUAGCUGUGUACGGGCCUGGCCCCGUGGGACGGUACGGCCAUGCCGUUACCAUGGUCGGAUCCAAGUUCUACAUGUUUGGAGGCCAGGUAGACGGAGAAUUCUUGAACGACUUAUGGGCAUUCGAUCUCAAUUCACUGCGAACGAAGGCGGCGUGGGAGUUGGUUGAGCCAGCGGAGGGCUCACCGAGACCUGCGCAACGGACAGGCCAUGUCUGCGUGACUUAUGGGGACAAGAUCUAUCUUUUUGGUGGAACGGACUGUCAGUACCACUACAAUGACACUUGGGUGUUCGAUACCAUUGUCAAUACGUGGUCGGAACUCACAUGCAUUGGGUACAUUCCUUCCCCUCGGGAAGGCCAUGCUGCAUCUCUGGUGGACGAUGUCAUCUAUGUCUAUGGCGGAAGGGGGGUUGACGGGAAAGACUUGGGUGACCUUGGCGCUUUCAAGAUCUCCAACCAGCGGUGGUAUAUGUUCCAGAAGAUGGGCCCUUCACCAAGUGCUCGGUCUGGGCAUGCUAUGGCGUCAAUGGGCUCGAGGGUAUUCGUCUUGGGUGGUCUCGGUGGGGAAUCGUUGAAUCCCGCAAAGCCUGAAGACCCAACCAUUAUUCAUGUUUUGGAUACCAAACAUAUCAAAUACCCAGAUUCCAACAAACCACCUCCGUCAGGUCCUCCCACUAAUGCCAGGAAGUCUUCCGUUGGUCAGCCAGGCACGCAGCAAUACGGGAAUACGUCUCCGAGUGGCGUCAUCAACGGUGUCCGUUCGAUGUCGCCCGAGACGAUGUCGGACGCCGAGGAUCUUCGCCGUGCCAUGUCGCCUACGAGCUUGCGGUCUGGCAAGGGUCCCAACGGCGUCGCACCACAGUCACUGUCGAGUAUCGCCAAGGGCAAGGCGCCAAUGCGGCCGAAGCGCGAAGAUGAAGAGGACGGUGAGAGCAGUCCGGAUGCGUCUUCGUCAGAGCCCCAUGCGCGGGAGCGGGCGAUGUCUCCAGAGCACGGUCGCGCGAAGAGCCCGACGUAUAAUGUGGGCCGUGCUAUAUCUCCAGUUUCUGGCGAAGGACACGAUACCAUGCAGCCCAUGAGUAUGGCGAAUGUCGCGAUGGCGAGGAAUGGGAUGGCUGCGCGAAGUCCGUCGCCAAAUGUCGAGCGCAGCAGGGUCCCGCUGGAGGCGUUCUACAGCGGGAAGCCUGGUUCUCCAACGCCCAAUGGUUAUGCGCACAAGCCAGGCUCUACCGGGAACUUGACUGCUGACCUUAUCCGAGAUCUGAAGGAUAAGGAGGCUGAUAUGGAGGUCUUGAAGAAGAAACAGGCAUGGAUGCGAGCCGCGCUGUCCGAGGCGUCGCGCUCUGGGUUCGUAUAUACGGGGACAGAGGAGGAGCUUGCGUCCCGGGUGGAUUCUGACGACAUAGACGGUCGAAAGGUGACGGAAAUGGUCAUCAACUUUAAACAAUUGAAGGCUAAGCUGCAGGCCAGCGUCGUCGAGCAGGCGAAGGAGGCCUCAGCGCGUGUGGUCGAAGCUGAGCGACUACGAACCAGUGCGAUCCAGGAGACGGCAUUCUAUCGCGCAAAGGUGGCUGCGCUGGAAGCUGCGUCCACGAUGGAAUUUGAGAAGUUGGACCGUGAGCGCGUCGCUGACUUAGAGGGCCAGCUGUCGACUGUCAUGACAGAGCAAGCGGAGAAGGACCGCAAGAUCAAGGAGCUCGCUGACUCUCUUGCAAUGCAGACCAAACUCCUAGAGCAAGCUGAGGCACGGGCUGACGACGCCUCAAGUCGCGCCGACGUGCUUGCUCAGUCGCAUGACCGGACCACAGAAGCGCAUCGAACGUUGCAGGACAAGCAUUCCGCCAUGGAAUCCACGUUCCAUGAGCAGGAAGAGAGACUGCUCACUCAGAGCUCGCUCCUAGAACAGCGUGAGGCAGAUUAUCUGAAAGCUCAGUCGCAGAUCGAGGAAUUGUUGCUCUCCCGGGAUCAGCAUGUCCGUGCUCUUGAACAGGCACGCACCGCGUUGCAGACAUCUUCUGCACGUGCGGAGGAAGUUGAUGCCCACAAUCUCCAUGCUCAGGAACAGGUCACUCAGCUCGAGGCGGAUCUUGCAGAGCUUCGUGGAGAACUCGAGGCGCGUACCACGGAGGUUGAGUCUGCGAGGGCACGCAUUGCGGAUGUGGAGAACUCGUGGGCCAAGUCUCGCGAGGAGGCGGAUGCAUUCCGCGCGCUGACAACUGGUGGUCUGGGCGACUUGCUUGAUUCCCAUCGCGAUCUCAAGCGUGAUGAGGACCGUAUGUCGCGUGGCCAUGAGGAGAAGAUUGCUGCUCUGCAGCAGGAGGCAGCCUCUCUGCACGACAUGGCAAAGGAUGCCUCUCGUCGCACUGAUGAAAUUCAGAGCGAGCUUGCUGAGGAGCGCCGGAAAACUCGGGAAUCGGAGUCGGAGGCGCUGUCGCUCCGGUGUCAAGUUGUUGGUCUACGUGCUCAGCUCUCUAGUACACUCGCUGACAGCGGUCGCCUUCGGAGAGACUUGGCUGCGAAAGAGGCAGAGAUCCAGUCGCGCAUCAGAGAGGCUUCAUCUGCUGACGUUCGGUGGGGCACCAUGCGGAAGUUCUUGGCGGAGAACGGGAUCGUCGCCGACGGUGAUGAUUUACGAAGUAAUGGUGCUUCCUCCUCGCGGCUGGCGCAACUCGAACGCGAGUUAUCUGAGCAGACUCGCCAGAACGAGAUCGCCGAAAGGGGGCUGCAGUCCGCGUUGCAGCAGAAACAGGAUGCAGAGUCCCAGGUUGAGAGUCUAUCUGCCGAACUCGACCGGCUGCGGAAUUCGCGGAGUCCGAUGCGCAACGGCGUGGACAGUGAAUCGGAUGCGCGUGCGCUCGAAGCUGAGCAGAAGCUCGAGGAGACCGAGGCCAGUUAUAAAGCGCGUUUGCAGCAGUUAGAGGAGGAUUAUCAACUUGCUGUUCAUUAUGUCAAGGGAACAGAAAAAAUGAUGCGCAAGAUGAAAGACGAGUUGACCAAGCAAAAGGCCCUCAAUCAGAGUAUGCAGUCCGAGAUUGAGCGUGGAUCAAGCACGGAGCCAGGUUCGCGAAGGAUUAACGGCCGUAAUACCCCCUCAUCAGACGAUAGCCACGACGCUCUGCGUACCCAGCUAGUAGACGCUCAGCGACAGGUCCAGCGGCUCAACAGCGAUAACAGGGAGCUACGACUGCGCAUUGAUACCUUGGAACGCGAGCUGGAACACAUGCGUGACAACGUCAUCGCAUCUCAACAAGAAUCCGAUGAACGUCUAUCGCGUAUUGAAGAACUUGAAUCGGACGUCGAAAGGCUGCAAAAUUCCCUGGUCAUUGCUCGAGGCAGCCACGACGAGACCGUGCUGGAGCGCCUCAGCAAUGAGAACACCACCCUCAAACGCGAAAAUGAGCAGCUGUCGCACAAAAUCGGAUUACUGCUGGAAGCUGACCAGCCAGCCUUUGGCCAUGGUCGCCCUAUAUCUGGUAUAUCGGAACGUCCAGCAAGCACGUCCAGUUCGGAAAAUGCUUUGGAAUUCGAGCACUUGUCGACGCAAUUGGAUGACUGGCAGCGUCAGGUGGCCAGCUCCAUGAGCACUCGGCGACCUCUUCCCGACUUUGAUUCGCCAUCUGGACAUGAGCGAACAAGAUCGCGUUCAUGA
This is a messenger RNA of Sparassis crispa, 4440 nucleotides long. RefSeq lists its product with no specific name. The record is from RefSeq and is a predicted model, not a curated record. Lineage: Eukaryota; Fungi; Basidiomycota; Agaricomycetes; Polyporales; Sparassidaceae. Gene Ontology annotation, molecular function: protein binding. Bases 1 to 4440 code for a protein of 1479 amino acids. The transcript has 9 exons.